Molecule: messenger RNA, 1394 nt
Organism: Eruca vesicaria subsp. sativa (arugula)
Lineage: Eukaryota; Viridiplantae; Streptophyta; Magnoliopsida; Brassicales; Brassicaceae
Source: the annotation of a GenBank genome assembly
UUCUUAAGCAUCUUCCUCUCCUGAUCAGAGAAAAAACAAAAAGAAAACCCCAGAAAAAAAUCUGUCUCUCUUCUCUCCAUUAUAUUACACCAUUGUCUCAUCUUCAGAUCACCAUUCCAAAAAAACCUAAAAAGAAAAAAAAUCACUUACACAUUAUUUUGUUGUAACAAAAUGGAUUCAAAUAGUAACAACACCAAUUCCAUAAAGAGAAAAGUUGUCGACCAACUCGUCGAAGGCUACGAGUUCGCUACUCAGCUUCAGCUUCUCCUCUCUCAUCAACACUCUAGUCACCACAUCAGUCAGACCCGUAUUGGUUCUGUCGAUCCGGAUCCAGUUGAUGAGCUCAUUGAUAAGAUCUUGGGUUCUUUCCACAAAACCAUAUCGGUUCUUGAUUCUUGCGACACCUCCGUCCCUAUGGCCGUGGAGGGUUCAUGUGGCGAUGAUUUGGCGGCUCCCGUGAGUUGCAACGGUGGAGAUUCAGGAGAUAGUAGAAAGAGACUUGGAGUUGGUAAGGGCAAAAGAGGAUGCUACACUAGAAAGAAGAGAUGGCAUACUUGGACUGUGGAAGCUAAAAGAAUUGAUGACGACAAAUAUGCUUGGAGAAAAUAUGGACAAAAGGAGAUUCUAAAUACCAAAUUUCCAAGAAGUUAUUUUAGAUGCACAUACAAGCCAACACAAGGAUGCAAAGCAACUAAGCAAGUUCAGAAACAUGAGCAAGACCCUAAUCUGUUUCAAAUCACAUACAUUGGCAACCAUACAUGUAAUGUCGUUAGUGACCAAACACAAGCAAAGACAACCGAGCCUUUUGAUCAUGGAACAAUCAUGGACUCGGACAAAACAUUGGAUGCAACCAUUUGUCAGGAUCAUGUUGAUGCAAAUAUACAAGAGCAAGAAAAUGACAUCAGUAAUCUGAUCGUGGUAGGCGCAGGCAUGGUGAAAGAGGAGGAAAAUAACAAUGGUGAUCAGAAUAAAACUUAUCGUGAGAGCUCUUCCACAGAUUGCGAUUUGUCAUUGGCUUGGCAAGACGUGAUGAUGAUGUUUGAUGAUCAUCAACAUCAUCAGAAUCAGAAUCACUACUAUCUUGGUGAAAGUAGUAAUGCUUCUCAUCAGUUCCCUUCCAUUGACAACGAUCAACUCUCCUCCUUAUUCGAUUACUGCCCUUACGAAGGAACAAAUGCUACAUGAACAUCUAAACCCGGAUUAAUAUUUCGUAAUUAGGCUAAUAAUCAUUUCUCGUCCUCUCUCUUUGAGUAAGUUAGUGAAGUGUAAUAUUUUUGUUGUAUGAUUGAUAAAAUACUAUAUAACAUAUAAUUUCGUUUCUACAUUUCCCUUGUUUCAUUUAUUAAGAACUGGCAAUAGAUGUUUUGUACUUGGUAUUAUCAAUAUGAUUCUUG